ACCACCACCACCACCACCACCACCAACACCACCACCACCACCACCACAACCACCCCCACCACCACCACCACCAACGCCAACCACUUCACCACCACCACCACAAACACCACCACCAUCACCACCACCACCACUAACACCACCACCACCACCAACACCACCACUAACAGCAGCAACUUCACCACCACCAUAAACACCACCACCAACCAAUUCGCCACCACUAACACCACCACCUCAACCAACACCACCACCACAACCACCACCACCACCACCACCACCACC
Molecule: messenger RNA, 279 nt
Organism: Homarus americanus (American lobster)
Lineage: Eukaryota; Metazoa; Arthropoda; Malacostraca; Decapoda; Nephropidae
Product: integumentary mucin C.1-like
Source: RefSeq, a predicted model, not a curated record